Raphanus sativus (radish) is the source of this 915-nucleotide messenger RNA. Its product is annotated as probable calcium-binding protein CML25. The record is from RefSeq and is a predicted model, not a curated record. Gene Ontology annotation, molecular function: calcium ion binding. The coding region runs from base 124 to 681 and encodes 185 amino acids. The transcript has a single exon. Lineage: Eukaryota; Viridiplantae; Streptophyta; Magnoliopsida; Brassicales; Brassicaceae.
UUGUCGGAAAAUAACCCCAAAAUAGCUAGCGAUCCAGAGAUUCAUCCGCUUCCUUUGGAAUCACAACAAAUACGGAUAACUCUCUAAACUCCUGAUUCUUUCUUUUCACAGAGAUUUGAAACCAUGUCCAACAACAAAAAUCAAUCCAAUGGUUCCGGCUCGGCGUCUAGAACCGGAGCAGACUCUCCCUUCCUCCACAAGGCACGCUCAGGUAAAACAGAGAUCAGAGAACUCGAAGCAGUGUUCAAAAAGUUCGACGUGAAUGGAGACGGUAAGAUCUCCUCCAAAGAGCUCGGUGCAAUAAUGACAAGCCUAGGUCACGAGGUUCCAGAGGAAGUGCUGCAGAAGGCCAUAACGGAUAUCGACCGUAAAGGAGACGGUUACAUAAACUUCGAGGAGUUCGUUGAGCUGAACACGAAAGGGAUGGAUCAGAACGAGGUGUUGGAGAAUCUGAAAGAUGCGUUCUCUGUUUAUGAUAUCGACGGGAACGGGUCGAUCUCGGCGGAGGAGCUGCAUGAGGUUUUGAGGAGUCUUGGAGAUGAGUGUUCGAUCGCGGAGUGUAGGAAGAUGAUUGGUGGUGUGGAUAAGGAUGGUGAUGGGACGAUUGAUUUUGAGGAGUUUAAGAUUAUGAUGACGUUGGGAUCAAGGCGUGAUAAUGUUAUGGGAGGUGGUCAGAGGUAGAGUUUCAUGGCUUCAUCCUCCUAGCUUUCUCGGUUUCGUCAUCCAUUGUUGAUUAUUCCACCAUUGUUUCAGUCUUUUUUUUUCUUGUUCUUUGGGAUUUUUCAUGCUAAAGUUAUUCUUUUAUAAAAACAUUUAAUGUAACUCUUUUUGUUUUAUCUUCAGUUCUGCUUAUUAACUUGAUGCAUAUACAGUGAAAUAAGUGGAUAUAAAUAAUAACCAUUUUUGUGUGUUUUA